Molecule: messenger RNA, 3118 nt
Organism: Thrips palmi
Lineage: Eukaryota; Metazoa; Arthropoda; Insecta; Thysanoptera; Thripidae
Exons: 20
Coding region: 1-2199 (732 amino acids)
Molecular function (GO): zinc ion binding
Source: RefSeq, a predicted model, not a curated record
AUGGAUAAAGUUGCUUCUGAGACAACUACUACGAGCGUAGAUUCAGACUCAGCUACCUCGACUACGUCGGCAGAGAGUGUUAGUAGUCGCAAGAAAAGAAACGAUGAUUCCCUUCAAGAGGAACUAGACAAGAAGCCCAAGAAAACAUCCAGAAAGAAAGUGCUACCGGGCUCGAAUAGUGGUAAUGGUGGGACUAGCCCUCCCUUCAACAGUACUGGGCACUCCACGGCUCUUAAUCCUGAAGUCUUUACUUCGACCCCAAAGGAGCUCACUCCAUACAAGGCGAAACUUACACGGGAAAAUGAAAUUCUGAAAGCAAAGCUGAAACUUCUGUCCGCCAAAAUGAAGAAUAAAGAAUCAGAGGUGCAUAUUUGCUGUGUGCACACGGAAAGAAAUAUGAAGAAAGGUGCUAAGGGUGACCCUAACAAAGACGAAGCUUUGAAAUCUUUUCGGAAAAUGCUGUAUGCAGAAAAUGAUGAAGACUUUCAACUGGGUUUGAAAGAGUUUAUCAAUAUUGCUGGCAAACCCCUGAAAGAUUAUUUCAUAAGCAAUUGGUUGAACCUAAAAGAGUCCUGGUGCCUGAAAGACAGGGCCCUUGUCACCACACUGAAAAUUCACUCACCCAAUCACACAGAAAGUAAGAAUCAGAAACUGAAAUUGGCUAUGGAUGCGAACACUCCUCUUUACGAUGCAGUUGAUAUUCUAGUCAACACUGUACAAGGGAACCGGAAGGACAACUUGCGGUACAGAGAUCACUUAGCUCUCGCCAAAGAGGUUUAUGUGAAUAAUUGCUCUGACCCUUUGUUUGCACACCCUGCCUGCAAUGAGCUCACAGAGUUUCCUGCAAAGCAGCUUUGUGAGCAAUUUCAGCUAGCUCAAAAGCCCUCACCUGUGUCCCAAAAGUAUGAUACAUCUAGUGAUAAAUGCAGUUGCAUUUAUUUCAAAACAAUGUCUUUGACUUGCAGACACAUAAUGAGGCUUCGGAAGUCAGCUGGUUUGAGUUGGUAUUCCAAGGAUAUUAUUCCUACAAGGUGGCAUAAGGAAUAUAAUAUGGGAUGGUGGAAACAACAUGAUAGCCUCAGCACAGACACACUGACAAUCCAACCAAGAAUGCCUGGUAAAUCUGUCAAAAAAAUUCUGGCACCUGCUGAAAAGUUUCACGAGGUGGCUCCCACUUUGAAAGAUGUCCAGUCUCUUGUUGUAAACAAUUCAGGGACCAUGCAGUUCCACGAACGCCAUCAACUUUUAAAAGAUAUUCAUGAAUCAUGGGCGAAAGGAGAGACUGUGCAAUUGGUCCAUCUGUCUGGUCCAAACAAAGAACCUUUUACUCUGAAAAGUGUAAAGACCACAGGGAGACCCAGGGGCUUACAUGAGACAAUACAUGAUGGGAGCAAAAAAUCAAGCACAUUGAAUAGAAAAUCGAAGGCGCCGCUGAAGCAGCAACUCUUCUGUAGAACUAAACUUCGUAGUCUUGUCAAACAACAUAAAGUUUGUUCCAGUUGUAAAAGAGAGGGAGGAAGCUACCAAUGCACAGUAUGUCAAGACUUUGUUCAUGGUCUCCCGCCAUGCUCUGUUCGUGACUCUCGAGAAAAGUUUUGUCUUGGGAAGGGUCGCCUCUGCAAGAGUUGUGCUAAUGAUAUGGAUGCAUCAGGAACAGAUCAAGGCAAUGAUAAUGCAGACUCUGUGGCAGAAACUUUGACAACAGCAGCCGAUUCCAAGACCAAACAGGAUAGUCUUUCUGCACAAUCCAAAAUCUGUUGCACUUGUUAUCAAGAGGCUGGAAGUCAUCAAUGCACAAUAUGUCAAGAAUCUGUUCAUGCCAUAGAGCCAUGUUCUAUUCGUGACCCUAACAUUGAAGAUAGUUUUGGAAAGGGUCGUAUCUGCAAGAGUUGCGCUGAUGAUAUGGAUGCAUCAGACACAGAUAAAGGCGGUGAUAAUGCAGAUACUGAGGCAGAAACUUUGACAACAGCAGCAGAUCCCACGACCGAACAGGAUAGUCUUUAUGAACAACCCAAUAUCUGUUGCACUUGUGAUCAAGAGACUGGGAGCAAUCGAUGCACAAUGUGUCAAGAAUUUGUUCAUUCCGUACAACCAUGCUCUAUUCGAAACCCCAACAUUGAGGAUGGUUUUGUAAAGGGUCGUAUCUGCAAGAGUUGUGCUGAUGAUAUGGAUGCAUCAGGAACAGAUCAAGCUAGUUAAAUCAUGAAUUACAGUAAUGAUAUUUUUUCUUGGUUUGAUUUGGAUUUUGCUUGAGAAAGUUUUUUCUUGAUACAGGCAAUGAUAAUGCAGACUCUGUGGCAGAAACUUUGACAACAGCAGCAGAUCCCAAGACCAAACAGGAUAGUCUUUCUGCACAAUCCAAAAUCUGUUGCACUUGUUAUCAAGAGGCUGGGAGCCACAAAUGCACAGAAUGUGACAAAUUUGUUCAUGCUGUACGGCGAUGCUCUGUCAUUAACCCUACAGUCGAGGAUGGUCUUGUCUGCAAGAGCUGCUAUGAUGACAUCAUGAAUUUGUCUUCCUCAUCUGAUGAAGAAGGUGAUGAAGAUGAAGCAGCACAGCAGGAACAAGGAAAUUGUCUUCAAAGUGUAAACCUUGGGCCUUUUGGGCACCUAAACCUAAGUCUAGGAAGGGUAAUUCAGUUCAGGAUAACACUUCUUACGUAGGCUUCCAUUUGGAUAAUGAUGGUGAUGACAUCAUUAGAAGUGCAGUAGAACCUGUCGCAGCUAUCAACCCAGUUUCAAGCAUAAAUCAAUGUUGGUUGCAGACGGUUCUUGGGUGUCAGUUAAUAUCCUUUUUGACCCCGUGUAUUUGAAAAUGGUGGCUAGUGACUUUCAGGUAUUACUUCGGUCUACAAUAACUAUGUUAUCAAAACAAUGCAAAAAAUAAUGUUGAGGAUCUGUUUGCAACCAGAUUGGUUUUAUCUUGAAGGGAAGUGACUGUCCUCAUAAGGACUUCAGACAGCCCUUUUAGGGGCUUGACAUGGAUGCAGUCAAGUCAACAAGGUGGUGAGAUGGGAGCAAAGCAGAGGCAAGGGAGAAAGCGGACGCACCAUGAAUCAGAAGAUAUUCUCACCUCUCAGAGUACAAGAAGUGGGCGAACUGUGAUCCCUAAAAAGAUC